AUGGCUAGUCCUCCCGUUCUAGCUUUCGAUGCCGAGGGCCGCCCAGUGAAGUUCGAAACCUGGCUAGAUGACCUGCACCUGUUCCUACAGCUCACUGCCAAGGAAGAUAUCUCACUGUACGACCAUGCCCUAGGCCAUGCCACUGCCCCUGACUCGUCUGCUGACAGCACUCUGCGUUCCCAGUGGCAGACCCGUGAUGCGCACGCUCGCUUUGCUAUUUGCAACUCCCUGCCGCUAGACGAGCGCGAGCACUUCGGCCAGUGCAAGACUGCUAAGGACCUCUACACCGCUGUAGUUGCCCGCUACUCCUCGCCCGCUUCUGCCACGCUAGGCCGCCUCACUCUCCCCUACCUGUUCCCCGACCUAGCCUCCUUUCACACUGUCGCAGACCUCAUCACCCACCUUAAGACUAUCAGGGAUCACUUCCUCUCUCGCUCCCCCACUGAGCUCACUGUUGCCCUCCUCGAGAAGGAACUGCUUGCAGCUGAGGCGAGCAUCGUCGCUGUAGGCACCUCUCGUGGCGACCCCCGCACCCCGUUCUUUGAGGGGUGUUCCCCUUCCCCCCUCCUCCCCUCUGUCGCCUCUGCUGCUGCUGUCGACCUUCUUGGUGCUGAGAAGGUCGGGACCGCGUCUGCUUCGAGCGGGCGCCGCAGGAACAAGGGGGGCAGGGGUGGGGGUGGCGGCGGAGGAGGUGGGGGUGGAGGCGGUGGGAGUGGAGGCGCGGCUGGGGAGACUAGUGGCGGCAGUGGGGGAGGAGACAGCAGCGGUGGGAGUGGUGGUGGAGGCGGCAGCGGAGGCGGAGGUGGUCGUGGCGGCGGCAGGGGUGGAGGUGGCCGGGGCGGCGGCGGUGGGGGUGGUGGUCGUGGAGGCACUGGCGGAGGGCAGAGUCAGCAGCCCACCCCGACGCUUCAGGCCGCCCGUGAGUGGUAUGCGCAGCGUAGCGUUACCUGCACGUACGUCAUUCGCACAGGUGACCGCAGCGGCCAGCAGUGUGGGAGGCCGCACCCCACGCAGCGCUGCUUCGCGCGCCUUAACGACGCGUGGCGCACUCAGUUUCCUGCUGCCACUGAGCUGCCGCGCUGGGCUGAUCUGGAAAAGAGGGGUGUUGAUGUUUGGGACCGUUAUUUCUGA
Closterium sp. Yama58-4 is the source of this 1131-nucleotide messenger RNA. The record is from the annotation of a GenBank genome assembly. Lineage: Eukaryota; Viridiplantae; Streptophyta; Zygnematophyceae; Desmidiales; Closteriaceae.